Molecule: messenger RNA, 6211 nt
Organism: Salarias fasciatus (jewelled blenny)
Lineage: Eukaryota; Metazoa; Chordata; Actinopteri; Blenniiformes; Blenniidae
Gene: vcpip1
Product: valosin containing protein (p97)/p47 complex interacting protein 1
Biological process (GO): protein K48-linked deubiquitination; protein K11-linked deubiquitination; endoplasmic reticulum membrane fusion
Molecular function (GO): cysteine-type deubiquitinase activity
Source: RefSeq, a predicted model, not a curated record
AAGCAGAGAGCUGCCGCUUCCGCGUUGUUCCGUGUUAUUCUGGAUAAUAAGUGUCGUUCGGUGGGUCGAAGCUCGCCUGACAGCCUCGCCGGAGCCGGACUGCCAUGGUUCUGUGAAGCUGAGCCGCAGUCUCAGCCGUCCCCGCCGAAAUGUCGCUGCUGCCGGGCUCCAAGAAGAAAGACAAGCGCAUUCUGUCCGGGAUCUGCCCGGACCCCAAAUGCCAGGCGCGGCUGUUCUUCCCCGCGUACGGCUCCGUUAGCAUCGAGUGCACGGAGUGCGGCCAGCGGCACGAGCAGAAGAGCCUGCUGGGCGUGGAGGAGGUGACGGACCCGGACGUGGUGCUCCACAACCUGCUGAGGAACGCCCUGCUCGGCGUCACCGGGGCCCCGAAGAAGGGGACGGAGCUGGUGAAGGUGAUGGGGCUGUCCAACUACCACUGCAAGCUGCUGUCCCCGGUGCUCACGCGCUACGGCAUGGACAAGCAGACCGGCAAGGCCAAGCUGCUGAGGGACAUGAACCAGGGCGAGAUGUUCGACUGCUCGCUGCUGGGGGACCGGGCGUUCCUCAUCGAGCCGGACCACGUCUCCACCAUGGGCUACGGCAAGGACCGGUCCGGCAGCCUCAUCUACCUGCACGACACGCUGGACGAGGUGAAGAAGGCCAACGGCAACCGCGAGUGCCUCAUCCCGGUCCACGUGGACGGAGACGGGCACUGCCUGGUCCACGCCGUGUCCAGGGCGCUGGUGGGCCGGGAGCUGUUCUGGCACGCCUUGAGAGAGAACCUGAAGCAGAACUUCAAGCAGAACCUGGACCGCUACAAAGCCCUGUUCCAGGACUUCAUCGACGCCGCGGAGUGGGAGGACAUCAUCAACGAGUGCGACCCGCUGUUCGUCCCUCCCGAAGGCGUGCCGCUCGGACUGCGCAACAUCCACAUCUUCGGCCUGGCCAACGUGCUGCACCGGCCCAUCAUCCUGCUGGACUCCCUCAGCGGCAUGCGCAGCUCCGGGGACUACUCCGCCACCUUCCUGCCCGGCCUGGUGGCCGAGGAGCGGUGCCGGGGGAAGGACGGGAAGCUCAACAAGCCCAUCUGCAUCGCGUGGAGCAGCUCCGGGAGGAACCACUACAUCCCUCUGGUGGGAAUCAAGAACACGGUGCUCCCCAAGCUGCCGGCGCGCCUGCUGCCCAAGGCCUGGGGCGUCCCGCAGGAGCUCAUCAGGAAGUACAUCAAGCUGGAGCCGGACGGCAGCUGUGUGAUCGGCGGCGACCGCAGCCUCCAGGACAAGUACCUGAUGAGGCUGGUCAACGCCAUGGAGGAGGUGUUCAUGGAGAAGCACAGCAUCCACCCGUCGCUGGUGGCGGACGUGCACCAGUACGUCUACCGGCGCACCGGCGUGAUCGGCAUCCAGCCCGAGGAGGUGACGGAGGCGGCCAAGAAGUCGGUGAUGGAGAACCGGCUGCACCGCUGCCUGAUCUGCGGCGCCCUGUCGGAGCUGCACGUGCCUCCUGAGUGGCUGGCUCCCGGAGGGAAGCUCUACAACCUGGCCAAGUCCACGCACGGCCAGCUGCGCCCCGACAAGAACUACAGCUUCCCCCUCAACAACGUGGUCUGCUCCUACGACCCCCAGAGGGACGUGCUGCUGCCGGACUACCAGCUCAGCUCCCUCAACACCUGCCACUGGUGCCACGGCACGUCGGUGCGCCACAUCCGCGGCUCCGGCUCCGUGGUCUACCUGGACGGGGACCGGACCAACACCCGCUCCCAGGGGGGGAAGUGUGGGUGUGGCUUCAAACACUACUGGGAGGGGAAGGAGUACGACAACCUGCCCGAAGCCUUCCCCAUCACCCUGGAGUGGGGGGGCCGGCUGGUGCGGGAGACGGUGUACUGGUUCCAGUACGAGGCGGACCCGGCGCUGAACAGCAACGUGUACGACGUGGCCAUGAAGCUGGUCACCAAGCACUUCCCCGGCGAGUUCGGCAGCGAGAUCCUGGUGCAGAAGGUGGUGAACACCAUCCUGCACCACACCGCCAAGAAGAACACCGACGAGUACAACCCGGUGUCCAUCGACGGCGCUCACGCCCAGCGCCUCACCGACGCCGCCGACCCCCAGCCGCCCACCAAGAUCAUCCUGACGGGCCAGAAAGCCAAGACCCUGCACAGAGAGGAGCUGACCAUGAGCCAGGCGGAGCGCGGCGUCCAGCAGAGCGUCAGCGAGCAGGCCGCCGUGUCCCAGAGGAGACGCACCGACCGGCUGAGGCAGGAGCAGCGGGGCGGCGACCGCUCGUCCUCCGGCGGCUCUCCGGAGAACUCGUCCUCCUCCGCUCCGGCCACGCCCACCAAGACCUCCUCGCCGUCCUCGUCCAACAAGGAGAAGAAGAUCCGCGUGACCACCAGCGACGGCCGGCAGGCCAUGCUGACCCUGCAGCCUCUCACCACCUUCCCGGAGCUGCAGAGGAGCAUCGCCAGCCAGUUCGGCGUGGCGCCGGCGCAGCAGAGCAUCCGCUACGGCUUCCCGCCCAGAGAGCUGGCCCGCCCCCGGGACGGCCAGGAGAACGAGCCGGUGGCGCUGCAGCACGGCGACCGGGUGACGGUGGAGAUCCUGCGGGGGCCCGAGGACGGGGGCCCCGCCGCCUCCCUCCCCCGGGCCUCCAGCUCACACUCCGCCCUGCACUCGGCGCCGGACGGCGUGACGGCCGGCCGGACCGGCGGCCGCGAGCUGCAGGACAGCAUCGACCUGGAGGUGUCCUCCCUCUGUCUGCUGGCCACGCUGAUGGGGGAGGAUGUCUGGUCGUAUGCUAAGAAGCUGCCGCACUUGUUCCAGCAGGGAGGCGUCUUCUACAACAUCGUGAAGAAAGACAUGGGCCUGCUGGACGGGAAGCACUGCACGCUGCCCCACCUGGCGGGGAAGACCUUCGUGUACAACGCGGCGGAGGAGCGUCUGGAGCUGUGCGUGGACGCCGCCGGCCACUUCCCCGUGGGCCCCGACGUGGAGGAGCUGGUGAAGGAGGCGCUGCUGACGCUGCGCUCGGAGGCGUCCCGGGGCAGCCGGGAGGGAAGCCCCGCCCACGGCGCGCUGCGGCUGGGCGGCGGCGGCGUCGUCCGCAAGAAGGAGCCGCUGCAGGGCGUCACCGCCUUCCAGGGCAAGGGCCAUUCGCUGGGCGGCGCCGGGGGCUCCUCGCCGCCGGAGCACCGGCCAAUCACCCGCCAGCACAGCAGCGGCGUGGACCUGAGCGCCAGCGUGUCCCGGGGACCCCCCGACCUGUCGGACAUCCCCGAGGACGCCACCCGGGAGCUGGUCCGCAUGGCGCCGGGCGUCGUCACCUCCCGGGACGGCGGCGGCGGCCUGGACCCCGGCCUGAUGGAGCAGCAGCGCCGCCGGCUGCAGGAGAUGGUGUCGUCCAUCCAGGCCUCCAUGGAGCGCCACCUGAAGGAGCAGCAGGGGGGCGGGCCCGGGGGCGGGGCUAAAGACCGGCCGGCCGCCGCCGACGACCACAGACCGGCGGCGGCCGGUAAGGCGGAGGAGCCCGAGGAGAUGGAGAGCCAGGAGGCCGGGCAGAGCAAUGCCACCGAACCCAUGGACCACUCCUGAUUAUAAGCCCCGCCCAUCGCCCCGCCCACCACCCUGCCAAGCCCCGCCCCAUCCGGCCAGCGUCCCAGCGUCUGACGCCUCAGGUCACAUCGCACGCUUCAGUCUUCACCAUGUCCCGCUGUCCUCACUGCAUGAGAGAGAGAGAGAGAGAACGAGAGAGAGGGGGGGCGAAAGAGAGAGAGAGAGAGAGAGAGACGGGGACAGGGCAGACUGUCCUCUGGGACGACAUCCGUGUGUGUGUGUGUGUGUGUGUGUGUGUGUGUGUGUGUGUGUGUGUGUGUGUGUGUGUGUGUGUGUGUGUGUGUGUGUGUGUGUGUGUGUGUGUGGUGUGUGUGUGUGUGUGUGUGUGUGGUUACCUCUGGCCUCCCCUCAUCUGAUGCUGUGUUGCUCUCAGCUGGGUUCUGUCCCCCUGCUGUCCUCCAGCUGGGUUCUGUCCCCCUGCUGUCCUCCAGCUGGGUUCUGUCCCCCUGCUGUCCUCCAAGCUGGGUUCUGUCCCCCUGCUGUCCCCUAGCUGGGUUCUGUCCCCCUGCUGUCCUCCAGCUGGGUUCUGUCCCCCUGCUGUCCCCCUGCUGUCCCCCUGCUGUCCUCCACACUGACAGAAACAUCUUCUCCCAGCAUGGCCUGGGGUCUAGGCAGCAGACCUGGGUCUGGUCCCUGCAGAGGACAGUCCUCCAGCCUCCUGACCGUCUUCCUGGUUGCCUUGUCUCCGUCCGUCCGAGACGUGCAGGGACGCUGUGGACGUGUCGGGGAGCGUAGCCUUGCCUGCUGGAACACUGAGGUGGAGACGGGUCGACACUAAAGAACACCUGAGCGUUCUGCCAUGAGGUCUGGUGGUGCAGAGGAAAGGUUUUGACCGGACCUGUCCAGGACCGGUCCGCUGAGGACAGUCUGCCGGCUGCGUUUGGUUUGAGUUGAACGUCCUCCAGCUCUCCUGUGAGCUGUGCGUCUUUAAGUUUGUCAGACUUCUGAUGAUCUUCUUCAUCUCCUGGUCAGAGCUGCUGCAGCCAGAGAGCAGGCAGACAGGAAGGCCUGGUUUGGAAUGUUAGCCUGCCAGCUUCACUUUUAAAAAGCAAAGCAGUGGCCGAAGACGGGCAGGGUGGAGUCUUCAGAGCUUUGAUGUUUGAUUUAGAGACCUCCUCCACGGCCUCUCACUGACUCCAGCGCUGAAGACAAGCCUGCAGACGUCAAGACGUCCUCUUCCUGUGGACUUCCGGCCCUGUCUCCGCGCUGGUCCUGGGUUCAGUUCGGCUCUUCCUCCGGAGCUCCGUCUGCAGGAGGCAGCUGGACACUAGGACGGCCUGUCUUCGCUGUGGACGUCCCUCCAGUCCUCCAGUCCCUGCUGCUGCGCUCGUCCAAAUGGAAGCAGAGGAGGUUCUGUGUCCUCCUGCUAAGAGGAACCGUUCCUCUUGUGUCCGUCGGAGUAUUUUCUGAUCCGCCUGGAGAGGACAGGAUGCAGGACGGUAGUCUGACCUGGUGGUGUGAACCUGUCUGGGUGUGUGUUGGACAGACGGAGGACAGGAGGCUGGUGCUGAUGGAUAUGGACCCUGGAGUCAGUGAAGCUCAGUUUAAGUGGCGUUAAAAUGUUGAAGCUUAGCUAAAUUUAUUCCAGCGGUCACUAUCAGGACAUUAUUUCUACAUGACGCAGAAGCCAGGGAACACUCCUCCUCCUGGAGGAAGUCUGGAGUUGUGGUUUUAUUUUCAGGCCAGAUCAGCAGCUGGUCCACUGAAUGGUCCAUGUCUGGUGAGGACAGGCCUCCUGGUCCCCAGCUGCUCCUCGUCCUCCAGCCUUUCUCCUGCGUUUGUGUGUUUCGUUGCUUUUUCCUCAGUAAGUUGUGCAGAAGGCCGUUGUGUGUUUCCCCUGCCGCCUUGUGGUUUCUGGCUCAGCUGGUGUGUGUGCUGAGCGGAGGCUGGAGGCCGGUCCAGGCCGGCUGCUCCACCCAUCGGUGCCUUCAAUGCUCACUGGUCAACAUGCUGGGGACUGCUGCCCCUUUUUGUUUGUUUUCAUUUAAAACUUGCGAAACUAUUUCCCAGAGUGUCAAAGUGCAGGACAGGCGUGACGCCGAUGCUGCCAGCGGGAACGCCCCCACGUCUCCCGCUGCGCCCCGAGAGGAGAGAGGGGCGGUGCUGGUGAGGUUCUGCUCGUUCUCCAGGCCUCUUGUUCUUCUGCCUCAUCCUGUCAUUCCCUCUUACCUGGAUGCUCAUAUUUCUUCUUCUUCAAAGAAAAAAAGUCAUUUUCUGGUUUAAGCAACAGCAACAAAAACAUCAGUCUCAGUUUAAAGCUGUGAAUCUAACGUCUGUUUUUCUGUUUUAUUCCGCUCAUUUGAGGGUUUCUUUUUGUUUUUUUGCCGUUGAGGUGAACAAAUGUAAAACUUAGCACUUUGAAGAGGGAGAGGGAACGCGAGCGUAGCACAACCGAAACCGCCGUGGGCAGUCGUCAGGAGGAAGGCCUGCUGGGAUCAGACUGACUGCUGUACUAAUGACAUGAAUUGUAAUCCAGCUGUAUAAUAGUAUAUAUUGUAGUAUAUUUGGACCUGUACAGAAACAGAUUGUUCAGUUCCUUCAGUUGACUUUUUUCUUCUUCCUUUUUUUAAAAAAAAAAAAAAAAAAAAACUUCUCUCUGGUUU